AUGGAUAAAGUAGAGUCUGAAUGUGUCCUCUGUGUUUAAGAUGCUGAAAUCAUAGCAUUAGGGCAUUGCAAUCAUAAAACAUUCUGUUAUUAAUGUAUGAUCAAAAUGAGAGUCAUCAGCAAAAUUAAAACAUGUCCCAUAUGCAAACAAACUUUAGAUAAAAUUAUUCUUACAGAUAACUUACAAACUUAAUUCACUGAUUAUUCUAUCAAUUAAUUACUCUCCAUCAAUUAUUCAGUAUACAUUUUUAUCUAUAUAUUUUCUAGAAAGAUUCAAAAGAUGUAUUCUUUACAGAUUCUUAAGUCAUCAAAAAUAAAAUUGAAAGUUUAAACAAUUUUAAAUGUCCAAUUACAGACUGUCAAUAUGAUUAAUAAAUUAACAACUUCAAUCAAUUGAAAUUACACUUAAAAAUAGAACAUAUGCGUUUUUAUUGGUAUAUUAUUCAAUUCUAUAUUCUUAGUGAUGUUUGUGUAGAACAAAAAACUUGUUUUUUAGCAGAAUAAUAAUUAUACACAGAAUAUUAAGUUAGACAUCAUAUUAAUUAUGGUGAUAUUGAUGAAGAUUCUAAUAUCAUCUUUAAACAUCCAUAUUGUAAGUUUUGUAAAAAACAUUUUUAUGAUGAAGACAAAUUUAAAUAACAUUUAAAUCUUGCUCAUAUUAAUUGUAGCUUAUGUGAAGAUAAGAAAUUCACUUUUUAUAAAGAUCAUGGAAGUUAUGAAAAACAUCUAAAAUUAUCACAUUAUUUAUGUGAAGAACCAGAAUGUAAAUAAAUGUUAAUUGUUUAUAAAACAUCUGGAGAAUUAGAUUUACAUAAAUAAUAAAGUCAUUGUAAUGAUCCUAGAAUUAAAAAAAUAUCUAAUUUAAAUGUGUAACAAUUUGCAGGAUUUUAUGAAGAUCCUAAAUAAAAAAAAUAACUUAAUGAUAAAGAAGGUGAAGAUUUUACAGAUCAAUUCAUUUCACUUGAAAAAACUAAAUUAAGAGCUGUCAUGUAAAUUGAUGAACAUAAAGAUGAAGCUAUUGAUUUUAGAGAUUACAUGUAUGUAGACUAUAAUGAUGAGUAAGAUAAACUUAAUGAUUAGAGUGAAAAAAUGCAUGCAUAAUAAAAUAUUAAUCUAGAAGAUUUAUAAUUAAUUAAACCCCACACACUUCCACAUAUGAAAUUUCAAUCAUUUUUGUCAAAAUGUGCUUAAUUCUUUAAAGGUCAAAAAAAUAAAGAAGAAUUACUAAGAAAAUAAAUUUAACUUUUUGAAUCUGAAAAAAUUAGUGCUGAAAAUUUCGUAAGCAGCUUCAUCAAAAUGUUUGAACCAAAAACAGGACUAAGAUUAAUUACUUUUUAUAUGGCUAUGAAUGAUGUUAGAGAAAAUAAAGGUUUAUGGAAAAUUUUAGAUGAUGCUUAUUUAAAAGAAAUAUAAGCACUUCCUAGAAUUAAUAAUCCAAUUAUUAUUAUCUGUAAAACAUAUUCAGAAUUAUUUAUUAAAUUAUUGAAUGAAUUAAAUAAAAAUUUAAUCAAAAGAAUAGAAGAUGGAGAUUUGGUUAAUUAUUAAGAUACGAUUAUGCCUAGAGAAAGAAUAUUUUAAUUAAUUGAGGUUUUAAGACAUGUAAGAACAUCUGAAAUGGGAAAAUUCAAAUUUGCUUUAAAUUUUGGUCUUAGCACAUAAAUAUUAGAACACAUCAAACAUAAAAUACUUUUAGAUGAUAUUUCUAAAAUUUAAUGUAAUUUUUAAAUACUUAUCAAUUAGAACACAUAUUAUUUAUAUCAAAUCAUGAUUUGGUUCCGUUCUAUCUUUAUGUUAAUUUGAGUAUGAAGAUUUUGAGAGGAGAAUAAAUUCACAAAGAAAAAAAAGAUCUAAAUGAAUGCGUUUAUUAAGAAUUUUUUUAGAAUAAUAAGAAACUAUACAGUUUAAUUAAAAAACCUGAUAAUAUUGAAGCAAACAGAUAGUAGUUUUUAUCUAAAUAAAAUAAUAUGCUUAAUAGAAAUGGCAUAGAUAUGAAUCCAGCUGAUUUCCCUUCCUUACGUAUUUCUUUUUUAUAAUUCCUAUAGCUGCUUAAAAAUAAGAUUAAAAGUCAGAAUUAAAUUCUUAAGUUAAGUCAAAUGAACCCUAGUAAUAGUAAUAAUAAGAUAAAAAAUCUAAAUAAAAAUAAUAAUAAGCACAACCUAUUGGUAAAUGGAAAAAUAGUGGAGCAGCAAUUUUUUAAAAUUAAGCAGCUAUUGAUGAUUAAUUUCCAAGUCUGAUUACAAGUAAUCGUACCUAUUAAUUUAAAAAUAUAGCUGAAACUCUUUCAAAAAAUAUGAAACCUGAUAAUGGACAAUUUAAAGAUGAUGAUAGCUUUGUGCCUUUAAAAGAUUAUAAACCUGCUGAACCUAUUGAAGAUAUUUUGAAUCCAAUUAUACCUGUAAUUUUGAAAUUCUAUAUUAUUAGAAAAAAAAUACAGAAAUGAAAGAAGUUGGUAAAAUUAAGAAAAAGAAUAAAACAAUUGUCUAAAUUUCAGGAGGUUUUAGAUGAUUAGUCUUAUUUAUUGAAUGAUUAAUUGAUUUGCUUUGGGGAU
Molecule: messenger RNA, 2547 nt
Organism: Paramecium sonneborni
Lineage: Eukaryota; Ciliophora; Oligohymenophorea; Peniculida; Parameciidae
Source: the annotation of a GenBank genome assembly